Molecule: messenger RNA, 1017 nt
Organism: Aspergillus ibericus CBS 121593
Lineage: Eukaryota; Fungi; Ascomycota; Eurotiomycetes; Eurotiales; Aspergillaceae
Product: putative metallo-beta-lactamase domain protein
Exons: 3
Coding region: 1-1017 (338 amino acids)
Source: RefSeq, a predicted model, not a curated record
AUGACGGACCCUCUCGACCUGGUCAUCUGCGCCACCUGCGGCACGCAAUACUCGACCCUGACACCUCCUCCGACCUGCACCAUCUGCGACGACCCCCGCCAAUACGUCCCUCCCACCGGCCAAACCUGGACCACCCUCCGCACGCUCCAAACCUCAACCCCCACUCCCAACACCCCCAACAACAACAGCACCACCACCAGCAGCAGCACACCCCCCAAACCCAAAUACACCAACAUCCUGACCCCCCUCCCGCACGCCCCCGAAAUCCUGACCAUCCACACAACCCCCAAACUCGCCAUCGGCCAACGGGCCUUCCUCCUGUGCACCCCCCACGGCAACAUCCUCUGGGACUGUCUCACCUACCUGGACGACCGGACCAUCGCGCACAUCCAUUCCCUCGGCGGGAUCUCCGCCAUCAUCAUCUCCCAUCCGCAUUACUAUACUACCCAUUUGGUCUGGGCGGAGGCGUUUCAGUGUCCGGUGUAUUUGUCGGUUGAGGAUAGGGAGUGGGUUAUGCGGGUUGAUACUGAUGAUAAAGGGGAGGGGUCGGCGAGACAGGUCUUCUGGGAGGGAAAGGAGAUGGAGGUGAUUAAGGGGUCGGGGGUGUGGGGGAUUAAGACCGGGGGACAUUUUCCGGGGAGUUCGGUGGUGUGGUGGCCUGGAGAGGGGAUGAAGGGGGCGUUGUUGUUGGCGGAUACGAUUGGGACGGUGCCGAGUGGGAUGGGCGAUUAUGGGGAGGGAGGGGGGAAGGGGUGGGAUGUGGACUCGGAGAUGGGCAUGGGGAGGAUCACGUAUACGUUUAUGUGGAGUUUUCCGAAUAUGAUUCCUCUUCCUCCAGAUGACGUGCAUAAUAUCUGGAAGGCUCUCAAGCAUACCGAGUUCGACCAGGCCUAUGGGGCGUUCAUGGGCAUGGACACCGCGGGGAAGUGCAAGCAACGACUCCUGGACAGUGCAAAGAUCUUCGUCAAGGCGAUGGGAUACCUAGACCAUGCAAUUCACGCGGAGGAAUGUCCCUGA